This is a messenger RNA of Salvia splendens (bonfire salvia), 1271 nucleotides long. Its product is annotated as homeobox-leucine zipper protein HOX27. The transcript has 4 exons. Gene Ontology annotation, biological process: regulation of DNA-templated transcription. Gene Ontology annotation, molecular function: DNA-binding transcription factor activity, RNA polymerase II-specific; sequence-specific DNA binding. The record is from RefSeq and is a predicted model, not a curated record. NCBI's taxonomy places the organism in Eukaryota, Viridiplantae, Streptophyta, Magnoliopsida, Lamiales, Lamiaceae. The coding region runs from base 105 to 965 and encodes 286 amino acids.
CCAUCUCUUAAACAAACAUUUUCACACAGACUGUGUUGAAUUGAAUCUUUAUAAAGACUGUUUCCUCUCUCAUAUCCAAACUCCUCUUUUUUUUCUCUCUCAAAAUGGAGCUUGGCUUGAGCUUGGGGGAUGCCUCGAAAUCCCUAGGAUUCUUGAAAGAUAACAACUCCUCCACAAAUCAAGAUCCCACCAAGGCCACCGGCUUCGAUUUCUGCAUGUCUUUGGGGCUUAGCUCCAAGGAAAACGGCGAAGACGAGGACACAUCGGCGGAGGAUGGAAACGAUGAUAAUCAAGAGGAAACUCCUCUGCAGCUGAAUCUUCUCCCUCGCCUCUGGUCUUCUGAUAAUGGGAGCUCGGAAAAUGGGUCGUCGGGGAAGGGGCUGGACGUGAACCGGACGCCGGUGGCGGAGGAGGCCUCGUCGGCGAACAAGCGCGAAUUCGAGGGUGCCGGCAACGACAACGACGACGACGACGAUAACGCCCUCAACACGCGGAAAAAGCUCCGACUCUCGAAAGAGCAAUCGGCGUUUCUUGAAGAGAGCUUUAAGGAGCACAACACCCUCAAUCCCAAGCAAAAACUGGCGCUGGCGAAGCAGCUGAAUCUCAGAGCAAGACAGGUGGAGGUGUGGUUCCAGAACAGAAGAGCGAGAACGAAGCUGAAGCAGACGGAGGUGGAUUGUGAGUACUUGAAGAGAUGCUGCGAAACGCUGACGGAAGAAAACAGGAGACUUCACAAGGAACUACAAGAGCUGAGAGCUCUCAAGACUUCGAAUCCAUUCUACAUGCAACUCCCCGCCACCACUCUCACCAUGUGCCCCUCGUGCGAGCGCGUCGCCUCCACCCCCGCCGCCGCUGCCGCGAAGGCGGACUCGAAUAUCCCCAAGGCUAUUCCGUUUCCGCUGGCGAGGCCCAGAUUUUACCCGUUUCCGCAGGCGGCGCAUCCUAAUCAGCCGGCGGCGUCUUGAUUUUUUUGGUGAUGCAGAUUUACUUGUAAAUAUUAAAGGGGGGAGAAAAGUAAAUUAGGUUUUGUUCUUUUUUUUGGUUGUUGUUUUGUGUUGGUGUUUGGGUUUUGUUUUGAUUGUUUGAUGGUGAUGAAACUCUGCAUCUUGAGCAAAUUUUUCAGCUCAGACUAUGUUGAUUUUGUGGAGAAUACAGAAAUUAGUUUGGGACAAAGAAAAAGUAGUGUUUUUUCUUUUUUUUUUUACUUAAUUUAAUUUUUUUUUCUUGCAUUGAUUUCUGAAUGGAAAAUGGUCUCCACCUGCCUUCUUAUU